This is a messenger RNA of Cotesia glomerata, 2973 nucleotides long. It is a transcript of the gene Gycbeta100B, whose product is annotated as guanylate cyclase soluble subunit beta-1. Gene Ontology annotation, cellular component: guanylate cyclase complex, soluble. The record is from RefSeq and is a predicted model, not a curated record. Gene Ontology annotation, biological process: response to oxygen levels; cGMP biosynthetic process. Gene Ontology annotation, molecular function: guanylate cyclase activity; heme binding. Lineage: Eukaryota; Metazoa; Arthropoda; Insecta; Hymenoptera; Braconidae.
GGACUCACUAGCAGUUCGCGUCUCGUGUGCAUCAAGUAAACACACACUCUCUUAUCCAACAAUGAUAACAACAACAAUAAUAUAUUAAAAAUAUUCAUUAUUAUUUUCAAUCAAUUAGUUAUACCGUAGGUUCCCGAAAUUUACUUGUUCUAAAUCAUGUAUGGUUUUGUGAAUUACGCACUGGAACUCCUCGUUGUCAGGACUUUCGACAGUGAAACAUGGGAAGCUAUAAAAAAGGACGCCGCUGUCAAUAUGGAGGGACAGUUUCUUGUUAGGCAGAUUUAUGACGACGAAAUUACCUACAACAUUAUUGCCGCGGCUGUAAAACGGCUCAAUAUACCAGCUAAUGAUAUUCUUGAGUCAUUCGGUGUUAUGUUUUUCGAAUUUUGUCAAGAGUCUGGUUAUGACAAAAUUUUAGAAGCCAGAGCUACUCCACGGGAUUUUUUACAAAAUUUAGAUGCUUUACAUGAUCACUUGGGUACACUUUACCCGGGAAUGAGAGCGCCGUCAUUUCGAUGCACGGAAAGACCAGAGGAUGGUGCCUUGGUACUACAUUACUAUUCAGAUCGACCGGGUCUUGAGUACAUUGUAAUUGGGAUUGUUAAAACAGUUGCAAAAAGACUCCAUGGAACUGACGUUGACGUUCAAAUUUUAAAAACUAAAGAAGAGUGUGACCAUGUACAAUUUCUUAUCACUGAUACUUCAGCACCAGGUGUUGCUACAAAUCCUAUGAUUGCUGAUCUUGAAACGUUAUCUAUUGAGCCAAAAGUAAGUCCAAUGACAUUUUGUCGUGUUUUCCCGUUUCACUUGAUGUUCGAUCGUGAUCUGACAAUUGUGCAAACUGGAUGCACAAUCACACGAGUCAUACCCCAAGUUACGAGUGGCAAUUGUAAACUCAAUGACAUACUUCUAACGGUACGACCACACUUGGAACUGACAUUCGAGAAUAUAUUGUCUCACAUCAACACUGUUUAUGUGUUGAAAACCAAAAAAGGUGUCAUGCAAGUUGAAGCUUCCGAAGAAUUUUCAAAUUUACGUUUGAAGGGUCAAAUGUUGUACAUACCAGAAUCAGACUUAGUAAUCUUUCUGUGCUACCCAAGCGUCAUGAAUCUCGAUGACUUAACCAGAUCACCGCAAAGUAGUAUCAGUCAUUUUUGUACAAAUAUAAUCAAACUUGUAGAAGAUAUUCUAGAUACGAGUAAAAUAAUGAUAUUAGGAGAUUUUAAUAUAGACGUCAUGAAAGAAAAUUACUAUUAUGAUAUACCAGCUAAUGAUAUUCUUGAGUCAUUCGGUGUUAUGUUUUUCGAAUUUUGUCAAGAGUCUGGUUAUGACAAAAUUUUAGAAGUACUUGGAGCUACUCCACGGGAUUUUUUACAAAAUUUAGAUGCUUUACAUGAUCACUUGGGUACACUUUACCCGGGAAUGAGAGCGCCGUCAUUUCGAUGCACGGAAAGACCAGAGGAUGGUGCCUUGGUACUACAUUACUAUUCAGAUCGACCGGGUCUUGAGUACAUUGUAAUUGGGAUUGUUAAAUUGCAAAGACUCCAUGGAACUGACGUUGACGUUCAAAUUUUAAAAACUAAAGAAGAGUGUGACCAUGUACAAUUUCUUAUCACUGAUACUUCAGCACCAGGUGUUGCUACAAAUCCUAUGAUUGCUGAUCUUGAAACGUUAUCUAUUGAGCCAAAAAUUGUGCAAACUGGAUGCACAAUCACACGAGUCAUACCCCAAGUUACGAGUGGCAAUUGUAAACUCAAUGACAUACUUCUAACGGUACGACCACACUUGGAACUGACAUUCGAGAAUAUAUUGUCUCACAUCAACACUGUUUAUGUGUUGAAAACCAAAGGUGUCAUGCAAGUUGAAGCUUCCGAAGAAUUUUCAAAUUUACGUUUGAAGGGUCAAAUGUUGUACAUACCAGAAUCAGACUUAGUAAUCUUUCUGUGCUACCCAAGCGUCAUGAAUCUCGAUGACUUAACCAGACGCGGGUUGUACUUGAGUGAUAUUCCACUUCACGAUGCAACGAGGGACCUAGUUUUGAUGUCGGAACAAUUUGAAGCAGAUUACAAACUAACGAGAAAUCUGGAGCUUCUGACUGACAAGCUGCAGCAGACGUACCGCGAACUUGAUGGUGAGAAGCAGAAAACUGACAGUUUGCUGUACUCAGUUCUACCGAUAUCUGUGGCAAAUGAAUUGCGACACUCGAGACCAGUGCCAGCACGACGAUAUGACUGUGUCACAUUAUUAUUCUCUGGUAUCGUUGGUUUUGGCACUCACUGUGCCGCCCACACAGACUCAAGUGGAGCUAUGAAGAUUGUUAAUAUGCUCAACCAACUGUAUAUUCAUUUUGACGUACUCACUGAUCCUAAAAAAAAUCCUAACGUUUAUAAGGUAGAAACGGUCGGUGACAAGUACAUGGCGGUCAGCGGGUUACCAGAGCCAUGUCGGAGCCACGCUCGGUGCAUAGCUCGGCUCGCCUUGGAUAUGAUGGAUUUAGCCGCGGACGAGGUCCAGAUAGAUGGAGAGCCAGUGAAAAUCACUAUUGGUAUCCACAGCGGUGAAGUUGUUACGGGAGUGAUCGGACACCGUAUGCCACGUUACUGCCUGUUUGGUAAUACCGUCAAUCUUACAAGUAGAACGGAAACUACCGGCGAACCAGGAAAAAUAAAUGUCUCUGAAGACGCUUACAGGUAUCUGUGUAUGCCGGAGAACCAAGAUCCGCAGUUUCUGCUGGAAUAUCGUGGACCAGUUUCAAUGAAAGGCAAAUCGGAUCCCAUGAAUGUCUGGUUCCUGUCCCGCGAGCGUGAACUAUCAUCCUAAAACUCAAGCAAAAUACUUUAUAGCAAUAAUUGCGUAUACUUUGAAUAAUAAAUCGAACAUAUAUGUAUAAUAAAUGCAUACUACUGAACUUCGAAGGGACAAAUCAAUCCAAAAGUAUAAAAGAAUAAUUAAAAAAAUUUCUAUUGUCUAAUA